AUGGCUAGUGAAUUUACUCCUAUUCAUUUUUUCAAGAUUAUACUUGCUGAAAGUCUUGAACAAGGAAAGCUUAUGAUACCAAUUAAGUUUGUCAAGAAAUAUGGACAAUGUUUAGCAACAGCUAUGUGUAUAAGGACUCCCAAUGGUUCUGAUUGGAAAAUAAAUUUGGUUAAAAGUGAUGGCAAGAUAUGGUUUGAAAAGGGUUGGAAAGAAUUCACAGACUAUCAUUCUCUAUCUCAUGGCCAUCUUCUAGUUUUCAAAUAUGAAGGCACUUCUCAUUUUGAGGUAAGAAUAUUUGACAAGAGUGCUUUAGAGAUAAACCAUCCUUUCAAAAGAGCUGAAGUCAACAAGGAAGAAGAUUGUAGAGUAAGUCAAAAGAGAAAAGCUUACUCCUCCUUUGAAAUUGGAACCACUAGUUGUGUUAAAAAACACAAAGGAAAACAAGUGAAUACAACACUUGAAAGAGCAGAAGAGUUCAAAACAUGCAAUCCAUCAUUUGUUGUUGUCAUGGGUGCAUCUUAUGUUGGAAACGGUUUUCUUUUGUCUAUACCUUGUAUGUUUGGCAAGACUCACUUUGAUUUGGACAAGAAGAAAGGGUAUAUUUGUUUCCAGGUAUUAAAUUAUGAAAAAGUUUGGCUUGCAAAGUACCGAAUUAGGAUGAUCGCGACAGGACUAAAAUUUGAACUCACUGGUGGAUGGAGGAAAUUCUCAAAGGACAAUAAUUUGAAAGUUGGAGAUGUUUGCAAGUUUGAGCUCAUUCAUAAAACUAAUAUGACUUUUCAAGUUCACAUCUUUAGAGAAGAUGAAUGA
Vicia villosa (hairy vetch) is the source of this 810-nucleotide messenger RNA. RefSeq names its product B3 domain-containing transcription factor VRN1-like. The transcript has 4 exons. Lineage: Eukaryota; Viridiplantae; Streptophyta; Magnoliopsida; Fabales; Fabaceae. Bases 1 to 810 code for a protein of 269 amino acids. The record is from RefSeq and is a predicted model, not a curated record. Gene Ontology annotation, molecular function: DNA binding.